AGCGGCGCUCUAAUGCUAUUACACACGCACGGCUCGCACCCGCGCAGAAACGGAGGUGCGACCAGACAGAUGCGAGAGAGCGCACGGACACCGCGGAGUGGCAGAGUGCAAUCGAAUGCUUAUGAGUAAUAUUUAAACCAAGAGGAUCUUGAUUUUGGAUUCGCCACAUGGGAGAUCAGGUCCGACGCUUUACCAGCUUACAAAAUCGCGCUCUAAUCUGCAUUCUAUUUAGAUUUAUGUGAAUGGGUGUGCUCAAGGGAAAGAAAAUCACUCGUGGCGUUGGAUUUGGUUUGGGGAAAUUCACACUUCAGAUUUUAGCUUGAGGUAAUCGUAAAUCCAGUGGACGAACAACUGAUCGCUGGUGGAGUGCGCAUUUAAUUGAAUACAUAAUUAUGAAGUGAAUAACCACGUAGUAUAGACACGAUCGAUUAAUAUUCAAAGGAAUACUUUCUGUCGAUGUAUCAGUAUGGCUUGUUUGGAUAUUGCGGAAUGCUCAAAAGAACUGGACUGUAACUAAGUCUGUUUUAGAGAGGGGAAUGCGAAGAGACGGAGGAUCGUGACUCUUCUGGAUCAAAGUCUCAAACAGUUUCGGUGUACAGACGGAUAAAUACACCAGGGGUUAACGUAACAUAGAGGAGACUUGGACCACAAGUUCUCUUCAGAAACGGAACGGUGAAAUACACCCAACAAGAUGGAUAUAUUCAUGUCGAUGUUUGGAUUGUUACUGGCAUUUUGUUUAACACGCAGAGUGCACGGAGAUGACGAGGUGGUUUGUGGGGGACGCGUGGAUGCCAGAGACGCGGGGUACAUUACCUCCCCAGGGUACCCUCACGAGUACCCCCCUCACCAGAACUGCGAGUGGGUGAUCACUGCCCCCGAGCCGUCCCAGCGCAUCGUCCUCAACUUCAACCCCCACUUCGAGCUGGAGAAGCUGGACUGCAGGUACGACUUCAUUGAAAUCCGGGAUGGGAACUCUGGCGUCGCCGAUCUUUUGGGGAAGCACUGCAGCAACAUUGCCCCGCCUGCCAUCAUUUCCUCGGGCCCCGCCCUCUUCAUCAAGUUUGCCUCAGACUACGCCCAUCAGGGGGCCGGGUUCUCUCUGCGCUACGAGAUCUUCAAGACGGGCAAGUACUUCUGCUCCCGGAACUUCACCAGCCGGUCGGGCGUGAUCGAGUCCCCGGGGUUCCCUGACAAGUACCCCCACAACCUGGAGUGCACGUUCAUCAUCGUUGUGCAGCCGCGCAUGGACGUCACCCUCACCUUCCUGACCUUCGACCUGGAGAACGACCCCCUGCAGGUGGGGGAGGGGGACUGCAAGUACGACUGGCUGGAGGUGUGGGACGGUCUGCCGCAGGUGGGACCCCUGAUUGGACGUUUCUGUGGCACUAAGGUUCCUCCUGAGAUCCAGUCCUCCACCGGCCUGCUCUCUCUCUCCUUCCACACGGACACGGCUGUAGCUAAAGAUGGCUUCUCCGCCCGCUACAACAUGACCCUAAAGGAAGUCAGUGACACGUUUCACUGCAGCAGUCCCUUUGGGAUGGAGUCCGGAAAGAUCUCUGACGACCAGAUCACGGCGUCCUCUUCCUUCGAAGAUGGCCGCUGGUCUCCUCGCCAGGCACGGCUCAAUAACCAUGACAACGGGUGGACUCCUCGUGAGGACAGCACCAAGGAGCACAUCCAGGUGGACCUGCACUUCCUCAGGGUCCUGACGGGCAUCGCCACCCAAGGCGCGGUCUCCAAGGAGACGCAGAAGUCCUAUUAUGUCACCACCUUCAAGCUGGAGGUCAGCACCAAUGGGGAGGACUGGAUGGUCUACCGGCAUGGAAAGAAUCACAAGGUUUUCCACGCCAACACGGACCCCUCCGAGGUGGUCCUGAACCGCGUCCCCCAGCCCGUUCUGGCCCGCUUCGUCCGGAUCCGGCCGCAGACCUGGAAGAACGGGAUCGCCCUGCGCUUCGAGCUCUACGGCUGUCAGAUCACCAACGCUCCGUGCUCGGAGAUGCAGGGGAUGCUCUCGGGGCUGCUGCCCGACUCCCAGAUUUCGGCCUCCUCCGUUCGGGACCUGCACUGGCCCCCCGGGGCGGCCCGGCUGGUGGCCAGCAGGUCGGGGUGGUUCCCCGCCCCCGCCCAGCCCGUGGCCGGCGAGGAGUGGCUCCAGGUGGACCUGGGGGUCCUCAAAACGGUGCGGGGCGUGAUCACCCAGGGGGCGCACAGCGGGGAGGGCGGCACCAGCGCGGAGAACCGGGCCUUCGUCAGGAAGUACCGCCUGGCCCACAGCGCCACCGGCAGGGACUGGAACUUCCUCAUGGACAGCAAGACCAGCCUGCCCAAGGUUUUUGAGGGGAACACACACUUCGACACCCCGGAGAUCCGUCGGUUCGAGGAGACCCCGGCCCAGUUCAUCCGGAUCUACCCGGAGCGGUGGUCCCCAGCGGGCAUCGGCAUGAGGCUGGAGGUGUUGGGCUGUGACCUGCCAGAGACGACCUCGCGCACCAACAUGGCCACAGCCACCGCCCCCCUGCUCCACCCAGGAGAGGGCAGCGCCACCCGGAGGGCGGGGCCAGUUCCUGUGACCACGCCCUCCUCUCUGAUUGGCCUGUGUGAUUUUGAGCGGGGCUUGUGUGGGUGGAGCCGGGACCCCACCGCUGAGCUCCACUGGUCCCUGCACAGCAGGGGCGGGUCUCCGGGUGAGGGGCGGGGCCAGGAAGCUCCUCAGGUUUCUAAGGAUUUCGGGAGCUACCUGUACGCGGAGGCGAGCCCCAAGGCGGAGCGGGAGCGGGCGCGGCUGCUGAGCCCGGAGGUAGAGGAGGAGAGGGGCCCCAUCUGCCUGCUGUUCUCCUACCAGCUCCGCACCGAGGGCGGGGCCAGCCUGAGGGUGCUGCUCCGAGGCUCAGACCACCAGGAGACCCUGCUGUGGGCUCUGCGGGGCGACCAGGGGCCCCUCUGGAGCGAGGGCCGAACCAUCCUGCCCCGCUCCCCAAAAACGUACCAGGUUGUCAUGGAGGCGCUCUUUCACCGUGGCGACAGGGGACACAUCCGGAUUGACAACAUCCACCUCAGCUCCAGCACGCCGCUGGAAGAGUGCAUACAGCCGUUUGCCGCCUUCCCUCCUGACAUGACUGAUCCAAGACCAGCAGACUUUGGUGAUGAACUUCUGUCCAACGGCAGAGGCCAGACAGACAGAGGAGUCCCCCACCUGGAGAGGAGCACCCCCGCGCCGUCCUCCGACCCCCCGGUGACCCCCGAGUCUGAGAAGGACAACUCCUGGCUGUACACGCUGGACCCCAUCCUGGUGACCAUCAUCGUGAUGAGUUCCCUGGGCGUCCUGCUGGGGGCGGUGUGCGCCGGGCUGCUCCUCUACUGCACCUGCUCCUACGGCGGCCUCUCCACCCGCAGCUCCACCACCCUGGAGAACUACAACUUCGAGCUGUACGACGGCAUCAAGCACAAGGUCAAGAUCAACCAGCAGAGGUGCUGCUCCGAGGCCUGAGGGGGGGGCGCCAGGGUCCCCCCCCCUCUCUCUCCCCCUCUCUCUCUCUCUCUCUCGCGCCUGUGGGACAGAGCCUGAACAGACCGUAUCUCUCAAUCACUGACCGCCCUGCUCCUGAAAAGGAGGCAAGACAGCUGAGAACUGCUCCUACUGCACUGUUCUGCAAGUGCCAAAACCUUUAAAACAUAUCAGCAAUGCCUAGCCCCAAAAACAUUUCGUACAGACUUCUGCAUCUUCCGCAUUUUAAUCAGCUUGCAUUUCAGCCGAGUGACACCUUGACGACAUAGACACGGGACUGAGUGACACCUCAGAUGUUGAUGGGCAAGUACUUGUGAAACUUCAGGCUUCGUUGUGGCCUGGGAAUUUUUUUGUUGUUGUUGUUGGAUGGUCUCCACAGAAUUGCGGCUUCAGUUUUUCUCCUUUUUUCAUCUGGGCUAUUUUUAUAGAUAAUUAUUUUUGUCUGUUGACUGUCAGUCUUACGCUUCCUCGGUUCUUAAGUGUGUAUGAUAUUAAUAUUUGAAGUUUUUGCUUUGGAAUGUUGCCAAGCUGUGUAAAAAAAAAAAAAAAAAGAAGACGUAAUUAGGCAAGAAAAUUUUUUUACAAAAUGUUCAGUUACACACUUUAGCUGGACAAGAAGGAUCGUCUUUGAAUUUUUAUUUCUGAAAGGAUACACAAAAACAGACAGAGAGACACACGCAGACAGACUGACACACACACACACAUACACACACACAGUGAUGCUCUGUGACCCCAAAGGUUAUUUCAUUGCAUCCUAUGGAUAGCAGAGUUUGAGCCAUGGACAUGUUGGUCACAGAUCUACACGUGUAUCAGAGCAAGGAGAGAGGCAACACACACACACACACACACACACGCGCACACUUCAGAGAACGGAGGAGAGGGAGGGGUUUUUGUCUGUCCUCACCUUCCCCGAGUGCCAUAUGAAAGCGCUUAAAGGAGGCCCAGACGAAGGGUUCUGGAAACGGACGCUUUGUUGGGAGUGCUGUUGAGCCUUAAGCCCAGUUUUUGGAGGAGAGCCAUCGAGGCAGAGAUGUCCAGGACACAAACCGUUGAGGCCUUGGGAGGGUUGUGUCAUCGUCGUUUCGACAUCGCUUUUUCCACAGCGAAGCAGAGAGGUAAACAGGACGCAGGUUUUGUGUUUAUAUGAAUCUGACUGCAGUACUUGUGUAACGUUCCUGGAUGUUUCUACGUUGUAAGAGAAAGAACCGCAAAUCUUUUCCUGCAUAGAAUGAGGUCUUACCUGUACACACAUGCACACGCUCGCAUGCACACACACGCACACACACACACACACACACGCUCACAGGCAGUGUGCGAGUGUCUUGAUCCGUGGGUGCUGAUUGGACGCUGGCAAAUGAGCCAAUGGUGGUUCAGCUGUGGGGCGGAGAUGGUGCAUCGAGCUCCUGGAACUCUGUUCACUCUUUUCCAAGUGCCUUGGAGCUCGCCCCAGUGAAUCUUCCUGUGGAGAGGAGAGAGCAUGUGGUCUCCUGUCUGGGACAGGAGGCUGAGAUCAUCCUGGCCACUCCUCAGAUACAAAUGUUAUUUGUAGACUUUGUACAGAAAUUUUUUUUAUUGUUAUUAUUAUUUAAUAAACGAUUGAGAAUAUAGAA
Anguilla rostrata (American eel) is the source of this 5118-nucleotide messenger RNA. RefSeq names its product neuropilin-2-like. The transcript has 17 exons. NCBI's taxonomy places the organism in Eukaryota, Metazoa, Chordata, Actinopteri, Anguilliformes, Anguillidae. Bases 692 to 3490 code for a protein of 932 amino acids. Gene Ontology annotation, biological process: axon guidance; angiogenesis; vascular endothelial growth factor signaling pathway. Gene Ontology annotation, molecular function: vascular endothelial growth factor receptor activity; semaphorin receptor activity. The record is from RefSeq and is a predicted model, not a curated record. Gene Ontology annotation, cellular component: axon; postsynaptic membrane; glutamatergic synapse.